[Torrubiella] hemipterigena is the source of this 1620-nucleotide messenger RNA. Lineage: Eukaryota; Fungi; Ascomycota; Sordariomycetes; Hypocreales; Clavicipitaceae. The record is from the annotation of a GenBank genome assembly.
AUGUCUCACCCUGUUAGAGUCCUUGCCACACAGGUCGACCAUCUCGCAGCGCAGCACCCAGAGCUUACAUUUGCCGAGUUCCUCAGCCCUCCGCAUCUUGAAGAAGGGGAUGUGCUUAGUCUAACAUAUGCCGAUUUCAAAAACGCCAUCGAUCGUCUAGCGUGGUGGCUGAAAGACCAGAUCGCGCAGCAUGGCUUGGCCAAGUUUGACACCAUUCUCUACAUUGGCUCUCCAGACUUGCGCUAUUCCUUAAUGCUCAUCGCUGCCAUUAAAACUCAUGUAGUUAUUCUUUUCUCUGCGCCAGUCAAUGACACCACUGCGCAUCUCUCUCUUAUGCAGGCUACCAACUGCAAGGCCUACUUUUACUCUGAAGAGGCUAAAGAUUCUGGGUUGAGAGGUAGUUGCAAUGUGCCAUGCAUUGCUAUCCCAGAUACUGCAAGCUUGGUGGACACCACUCGCGUUCCUCAUUUUCCCUACGAUAAAUCCUACGAUGAAGUCGCCAAUGACCCUGUUGUCUACUACCAUACUUCAGGCACGACAGGCUUUCCAAAGCCAGUGUGCUGGACAAACACGACGCUGUGUCUCCCAUAUCUCAGCUUUGUCUACACACCCGAUUUAGAAGGGCGACCACUCCAUCCUCACUAUAUGCAAGUGCCACUUACGGAACCCCGUUGUCGAAUUUUAUUUUCGAUGAGUGCAUUCCAUUCAUCCAUGGCCUUGGGACUGCUUGCCGGUGUCUACAUGCACAAGCUUCUCGUUAUUCCACCCAUGCAUCUCCCGCUCCAUGAAUACACUCCGAAGCGAAUGACUCAAUUUCUCCAACACGCCCAAUUCCAAUCGCUGGUAACCUUUCCAGCACGGGUAGAGGGCGCCCUCCAGGACCCCGACUAUGCCAACGAGCUAAGAAAGGUCAAAUACAUCAUGUUUGGCGGAGCACCAAUAUCGCCAGAGUUUGGCACGUUGUUCAUGGGCCAGCAGGUCAAAUUACUAAACGGCUGGGGAGCCACAGAGGUCAUGUUCCCCCCAACCUUUGAAACCGACCACGAGGAUUGGGAAUACUUGUGUUUUCAUGAAGUAGCGUCAGGAUUUAAAUUUCAGCAUUUCGACACUGACAGGUACGAGCUUGUAGUAGUUCGAGACGAUUCGCUCACAAAACCGCCGCAAUCUACGUUCAAGUCAUUUCCGACGUGGACGGAGCAUCACGUCAAGGAUCUUUUCACACCUCAUCCUACCAAAAAGCACCACUGGAAAUUUGUUGGCCGGUGUGACAAUAAUAUUAUCCUCUCAGUCGGCCAGAACAUCAAUCCCGAGGCGUUUGAGGUGGCCAUUACGAAGCACCCACUCGUCAAAUCUGCCACCAUGCUUGGAACCGGACGCCCGCGACCAUGCUUAAUUUUAGAGCUUUAUAGUUACGACGGCAUGGAUGCUCAGAUUGAUACUAUAUGGCCGGUAAUAGAGGAGGCGUUCAAGGGUAGGGCCGGAUACGACGUCUUGGAGCGAUCAAACAUCAUCCUCGCCAAGCAGGACAAGCCGAUUCCUUUGAACAUCAAGGGCGGCAUAAAACGACCUGUUUUGUAUACCUUGUACAAGGAUGAGAUGGACGCAUGCUAUGCAGAAUAG